AUGUGCAAGCGCGGUUGAAAGUCAGGCGAGAAAUUAAAUUUCGCUCUUUUUAAAGUAAAAUCUGUCGCUUUAUGACAACUUAAGUUUAAUUUGAAGUUUGAGUUAUUAAUUAUUGUAUUAUUAAAACGAAUGUUUUAUUACAUUUCAUUUUAGGUUGUUCGGAUGAAAAGUGAUGAUAUUUCUUUUUUCUAGUGCGAUAUUAGAAAGUGCAUGGUAGAUUCUUUUUAUUCGUUCUAAUAAGUUUUUAUAUCGUUCACAAAAUGGUUCGGUCGUGCUUGUAAUGCAUUUAACUGUUGGUUAUAGAAGUUAUAUGGCUCUUAUCUGCAAAUAUGAAAGGUGUAGACUUCGAUUAUUCGGGUCCAGAAUCAAUAUAUAUAGUGAAGGCAAUCGGCAUAUCUGGUUAUCUCAUCGAUAAGCUAUUUUAAAAAGUAUUCACGACAUGCAAGCAAAGCUACGGAUUCCACUGUAAUUGCACCUCAACACGGGUAGACCGACAGUUGAACUUAUUUGAGAUAGAACUUCCCCGCGCCUGCAGCAUCCUCGACUCCACUCCAAAAGACUUCCAGGAUGUAGGUCAGUCUCCGGCAGCUAAGUAACCUGAUAGCGUCUGGCCAUGACUGGUGUGUAAAGUUGGCGAGAAGGUUAAGAGGUGUACGCAUUCUGAGUGCUGACACACGAGCUUCUGACGAUGUGAUGGAAGGUGAGACGUUGAUGCUGUCGGCGGAUGAGCAGUGCCAGCAAACAGACACCAGCUACUGCUGCGCGAUCUUUCACGUGUAAAGAUCACAUGCCGCACAGCCGAUGCCGGCGACUUCAUCACCAUGGUGCCCUUCCGUCGUCUGCUGCACUGCGGCUUCCUGACGUGCGUCACGCUGGUGGCCUGCCUGUGCGUGCUGCAUCUUCUGUACUUUUUCUCGCACCAGCAGCGACUGGUCCCAGCACCGAGAGGCCCACCCUCGCGAGGUUUUCUGGUGGAUACUUCCGCGUGCAAGAUCCCCGACCUCGAUCCUUUCGAUCCUUCCAUCGCCGAGAGCGUCAGGCGUGGCGGAGCGCUGCACUGCGUGGGUCGGCGAUCCGUUACCUACGUGGAUAUGGGCGUGCUGCGGAUCAACCACACCAGGAUCGAGAACGACCUCAGGGGUGACUUUCGGUACUGUCGCUACCAGCCCAUCUCGCGGCAAGGCCUACAGUCCGACUUUGCUUUCGCCUACGGGGACCUGGGCCCUCCUUUUAGCAGCGACAUCGAGGUCAAGGACGAGUUCAUGCGCAUUUACUGCUACAGCCUGUCUGACGGAGUCAUCGCCACCAACUUCCACGCCUUCGUCCUGCCGAAGGAAGAAGUGGAGCGCCGUUGUCGUCUGAAGCACCGCAAACACCUGCAGCGUCACCGCCCACGUGAGGUGCUGAACGUCCUCAUGGUGGGCGUGGACUCGGUGUCGCGGCUGAAUUUCAUGCGCCAGAUGCCUAGGACUCGCGACUUCCUGCUGCACGAGCUGGACGCCGUCGAGAUGCUGGGCUACAACAAGGUGGCGGACAAUACCUUUGUCAACAUCGUUCCCAUGACGACGGGCAAGUUUGUGAAAGAGCUGCCUUGGAACGAGACGAUGGUGGCGAAGCCAUUUGACGACUACCCGUUCAUCUGGAAGAACUUUUCCGAGGCAGGCUACCGGACGCUGUACGCAGAAGACGCUCCAAAAAUCGCCAUCUUUGUGUACGAGAAAGCAGGUUUCCACCGGCCACCUGCUGAUUACUACAACCGCGCCAUGGCACUGGCCAUGGAGAAGCACCUGGGUGUAUGGAGCCACAAGCACCACUGCAUCGUCGACAUGCUUGAGACGGAGAUGCUUCUCAACUAUGUGACGGACUUUUCUCGCCUCUUUCGUCAUCAGCCUUACUUCGCCUUCUCUUUCAUCACGCGCUUGACGCAUGAUAGCGUCAAUGAUGCUGGCGCGGCCGACGACCCUCACCUGACCUUCCUUCAGAGGUUAAAGGCCGAAGGUCACCUCAAUAAUACUGUGCUCGUGUAUUACAGCGACCAUGGCAACAGGUUUGGUGACAUACGUAGCACGUUUGUGGGUAAGGCCGAGGAACGAUUGCCUUUCUUGUUCCUAGUUUUCCCGCCCUGGUUCAAAGAUAAAUAUCCGGAAUUGCAUCGGAACCUCCGAAUAAAUUCCAACCGACUCACCACCCCUUUUGACGUGUACGAAACGUUAAAGGAAAUUCUUACCUUUGACGGGGUGGUCAGAACAGCCUCUGUUUCGGAUCAAGGCAUCAGCCUCUUCCGUGUCAUACCGGAAACACGUAGCUGUGCUCAGGCGCAAAUCCUUCCUCACUGGUGUAUGUGCAUGAAGAGAAAAAAGCUGCCAGAGUCCGCUCCUUUUGUGUGGAACACUGCCCUGGCGCUGGUUGCCAAAAUCAACGAGUUUUUAAAAAGUUACCUGUCGGUAUGCGCCAAGCUCAGACUCAAGACCGUUGUGAACGCGGAACAACUGGUUGUCAACGAUAACGUGCUGAGGUUUGAAGAAAGCGUGCAUGAUGUCAUCAACAGAACUGUGCGGUACGGGAACAGAACCGAAGGCAUGCUGGUCUACCAGCUGACUGUGGUGACAGAGCCAGGGGAGGCAAUGUUCGAAGGUACUCUCAAGCGCAUGAAAGGGGAGAGCAGAAAAGGAUUUAGUCUAGCUGGUGACGUGAGCCGAAUUAACGCUUAUGGCAGUCAGUCCAGCUGCAUAGACAGUUUCACUCUCAAGAAGUUUUGUUAUUGUGUUUAAUAGUAGUUAGUUUAUUCCUUGCUGCUCCUUUGAGGAACUUAGGGUCGCAACAACACCUCGCCAGCGGACCCUGUUUUGGACAGCCCCCUUCAGUUGGACCCCUGUGGUUCCGAUGUCCUUUGCCUGACUCUCUACUGUUCUACAGUAUUUAAUGACGGUCAAUAAUUAUGUGAUAAGAGUGGUCCUUGUUUAUUUAAAUAUAUAUGGAGAAAGUGGUCAGUGUGUUUAGUUUUUUGUUUUCAAUGUGCACGCCAGGGACUACUUUUGCAUUUAACGAUUUAUUUGUGUCAUUCGCUUCAAGAAAAAUUGAAAUUUUGUUUCUGUAUACAUUGGUGAUUGUGUGGCGUGCAUGGCUGGCAAAGUCGGUGCAUCUAAUUUGCCCAGGGAACAUUCAUUCAUUCAUUUGUUCGUUCCUAUUAUGCCGUGGCGUGUAAGGGUUCAGAAAAAGGUCUCUCAUUCUUGUCUGGUUUUGGGCAUUUUCCUUUAAAUUACCACACGUCUUACUCAGUGCCUUUCCCCAUGCUCAACUGUUCGGCGCCAGGUUGUCUUUGGUCUUCCCAACUACUCAUCAAGUGUCAAGAAAGUGUCCGAGACAGAUCCAUCUUCACCUUCACCAUGUGUCUGUGGUUGAGCGUGUAAGUUCUUCACUAAUCUUUUGGGGCUAGUAUAUUCUCGGAAUUCUUCUCAGGAUGGUGAAAUGGAAAGAUGAUGAUUUUGUAUUAACUAUCUAACGAUGUCAAAACGCUACUCUGAUAUAAUUUGAGUUUGUGUGUGUUUGCGUUACUGUGCUGAUGUUCAUAGUUUGUUUCUUCUCUCAAACCGUUCGUUGAUUUAUUAAAUCUGUUUUGAUGAUCAUUUCCAGCCUGUCCGUCACUUCUAAUAACGCUGCUAUUCUCCCUGUGUCCAACACUAAAAUAAAGUUGAUGCAGAAACUUUCAACGAUUUCUACCUUGUGUUAAGGAAGACCAUGUACAUUCAAUAAGCACCAAAAAUGUUUCUAUAAAUGAUGCCAGAAAAACUUCUCAAAGUUGAUACAAAGCCACCCUGUUCUUUUUUUAACAUCUGGUCUUGAAAGUUUUAGAAUUUCGUUGCAGGUUGACUUUGGUCAUUAUUUUACUGGCAGUGAGCAAGAGUUUUAUGCCUCUUCGGUUGUAACAGUCACCGAGGGUAUCAGUCACCCUCCUUGAGUAUUUUCAUGUUUAUUCCUUUAUUUAUUUCAGCUUUCUGGUGUUUGCUUCUCUCUAUAUGAACGUAAAGGGUGGGCAGAUAAUUCCUGUUCUGAUUGAUGGAAUUUUACCUAAGGUUAUCUUCCUGCUGCUUUCCCGUUUUUAAUAAAUGAAUCACUGCCAUUGUUCAUAUUUUUGUAUUUUGUAGAUGUAUGAAUUUUUUUCUUUAUCAUAAAUUUCUGCUGUUUGUUUUGAGAGUGUUUUUUUUUUUUUUUGUUUUGUUUUGGGAUAUCUAUAUUUUUCUUUAUCGGGGAUCGGGGAUUAUGGCUACGAAUGGUUUAAAUUCCUGCCUGGCAAUGGUGUCAGCUGGUUUGAGCAGGGUGUGUCUUAUCCAGCCUCAUUUGCUCUUUGUGAUAUUUUGGUUAGUAGCUAGUUGGUUCUUUUCCACAGGCUGCUGUUGGAGAUCUUUUCAGGCCAUCUUAUUCAAGAAUAUGGCGUUGGAAUCGGUUGUUAAAGGUCUGGAGCUUGUUGUUGACGGUGUUUGUCACUCUCCAGGUUCCAGAACCAUACAGAUUGGAACCCUCGGGGAAAGAGGAGAGUUGGGAGACCAAAGCAGACUUGAAAAAGAACGGUAGAGAGAGAGACGAAGGACGUCGGAACCACGUGGGCUCAACUGAGGGGUGCUGCCCAAAACUGGUCCACUGGCGAGUUGUUGUCGCGGCCCUAUGCUCAUUGAGUAACAUGGAGUGAACUAAACUAAAACUAUUUUAGGAGUGGUCUGUUGAGGAUUCAAAAGAGAAAUUAAAGAAAAAAAAUACAAUUCCGUCAGCAUUGCAAUUCAUUAGUUUUAUUAGAAAAAGUACAAAACAAGUAGAUGGAUCAGAAUUUUACACAUGCACAAAAGAAAUGAAUUAAUGAGUAGUUGUUUACUUAUGCUAUCCAACAAUGUCUGAGACAAAAUUCUUCGAAUGGUGCUCACAUCUAUCCGCAAUAACAUGUCGUUUAAUGAAAUUACAUGUUUUUUCUGUAAACGUUUAGUUACAGAACCUCAGGAGAAAAUGAGAUUAAAGGUGUUUGUUUACAA
Molecule: messenger RNA, 5021 nt
Organism: Pomacea canaliculata
Lineage: Eukaryota; Metazoa; Mollusca; Gastropoda; Architaenioglossa; Ampullariidae
Exons: 2
Coding region: 822-2771 (649 amino acids)
Source: RefSeq, a predicted model, not a curated record